AUGGGAGAAAGAAUCACCUGCAACCCAGCCGAAUCUCUCGGUUUUGAUGUUUCCAGGCAACUGAAUGUGCUGCACCAGGCCGAUGCAUGUUUCAGUCGCUACGAUAUUCGACAUAUCGCGAUACAUGCAACUGAAUGUGCUGCACCAGGCCGCCUCAUGUUUCAGUCGCUACGAUAUUUGAAAUAUCGCGAUACAUGUAUAUAUGUGUAA
Messenger RNA from Opisthorchis viverrini, 210 nucleotides. RefSeq lists its product as hypothetical. The transcript is spliced from 3 exons. The coding region runs from base 1 to 210 and encodes 69 amino acids. NCBI's taxonomy places the organism in Eukaryota, Metazoa, Platyhelminthes, Trematoda, Opisthorchiida, Opisthorchiidae. The record is from RefSeq and is a predicted model, not a curated record.